GUUCGGUGAUGGAUCGCUUGAUUCGUCAAGCACGAACAAUCCGGGGUGAUGUGAUUGCCGAUUCGCGUUAACGUCUGUUCUCGUCGCGGGUAUAUCACUGGCAUCUACUGGACUCAUGCCGCAAACGCCCCCGUUUCAUUCCACGAUGAACGCCAUACCACUUGACCACAACGGGGUAGAAUUGUCUUAUUCUGAUAGUGGUGCCCCGGCCCAAAUCCCUUACAUCACCAUUGUCGCCGUGCAUGGCAUGGGAUUCACGCAUGCAAUUUUUAAGAAAGUACAAGCCAUCGCAUCCAAGGCGAACGUUCGAUUCGUUGCGGUUGUGAGACGUGGAUACAAAGGAUCUAGUCCAUUUUCCGGUGCAGAAAUUGCUGCCCAAACCGGUGGGACGGACGAGGAGAAACUGGACUUCCUUAAUGCGCGGGGCAUCGAGCUCGCCAUAUUUGUCGACAAACUCAUCCGGCAAUUGGAUGUUCCUCCGAUAACUGGAGAUGGAAAGAGCGGAGGAGUUGCCCUUCUCGGAUGGUCUGCUGGCACCAUGUUGACCCUUGCUUCCAUCGCCAACCUGGACAAGCUCUCUCCUGAGUUAAAGACCCGUUUUGCUGCCUAUAUCCGUGCCCACAUCAUGGAAGAACCUCCGUCUGCAUGCCUUGGGCUGCCGAUCCCGCCCCAAAUAUGGUUCUCGCUCGUCGAUCCGAGUAUCCCUGAAAACGAGCGAACCCCAUUUUACACCAGCUGGGUCACGUCUUACUUCGAUCACGGUGACCUGACCAGUCACGAUAUGAACGCUGUCAGUUAUGCUGCACCUAGUUUACGCCGCGCUCCCUCAAUUUAUAACAUGUCGGAGGAAGACGUCAAAAAAAUACUUGUCCCAGAGGUGAUAUUGCACGAGUUUGGCAGUAUUGGUGCAACCUUCACUCAGAAUAUUGUGAUUUAUCGCAAAGCAUGUUAUGAUCCUACUGUCGGAGAGUUGUUGCCAAGGAUGAAAACCUCGGUCUUGGCUGGUGACUCUACCGUGGCGUUCAGCAUGAAUGGCUUGUUGUCCCUGCAAGAUGAAAACAAUGAAAGAAAGGGGGAUAUUCAUUUUGAAGUCGCUCCCGGUUUAAAUCAUUUUAUGCAAUGGGAUGAACCGGAGAAGACAUUCCAAUUGUACAUGAAAUUGGCUUUGCUCUAGUGUGUUGGACAAUCACAUGUCACUAAAUUUUCAUUUCCGGGAUCGACACAGACUGGCCUAAUAAGACAAUCG
This is a messenger RNA of Fomitiporia mediterranea MF3/22, 1246 nucleotides long. RefSeq lists its product as uncharacterized. The transcript is spliced from 4 exons. The coding region runs from base 146 to 1174 and encodes 342 amino acids. The record is from RefSeq and is a predicted model, not a curated record. Lineage: Eukaryota; Fungi; Basidiomycota; Agaricomycetes; Hymenochaetales; Hymenochaetaceae.